UAGCAGCCGCAGGACACAGCAAGAGUCAGAAGGUGCAUGUGAUGGGUUCCCAGGGAUCUGCCACCUCACUGCUUUUAGGAUGGAAGCCGAAGGGUGGAAGAUCACGAGCAAAAGGUGAAAAGCAAGUGGUGGCAGAAGCAGGACCUGACAGUCACAUGGGUUCCCUCUAUUUUAGAAGAUCCCUACUGAAAGGAUCCAGAAGCCGUGAAUGGGUCAACUGUGUGGACGAUGCAUGCAGCUGCUGCGGGACUUUGUGGCCUUUGUUCAGAGGAUGUCGUCCGACUUGGUGCAGAGCAUCAAGGAAUGCGUAACUCUGAUAAGCAAAUGCUCCUGCUUAAAACAAAACAGCUCUAAAGCCAGACAGCUGUACAAGCCUAUCCUGCAGCCUCAUGAGAGGGUGACAGCACAGGAGUUUCUGCAGCAUAUUGAAACAGGUUUUGAAAUGUCACCACUUGGAAAGGACCCUCUGGAAGCCUUGAGGACCUUAGCCUUUUCAGAAAACCCAGGUUUACAGCAGUCUGCUGCCCUCUAUUACUUGCACGUGAGUCAGCACAUGAAUGUCCCCCUACCUGUGGAGCAUCUGGAACCCUUCUAUGCCUUACUACGGUCUGCUGACCUGGAGGUGCAGCAGAUGUCUUCCUUGUCCCUUGUCAACUUCUUGCUGGAAGGAAAUACUGACAAAGAAUUAGUUGUCCAAAUGGGAUUACUUGAGCCAAUUCUGGAUCUGCUUGAGUCAGAGGAUCCCACUGUCCAGUGUAAUUCCUGUGCCUGCGCCAUGACUUUGGCCGUUUCAGAGUCCAACCGAGAGGCUAUUGGCGCUGCUCAAGGAGUUACACCCCUACUGUCUCUUGCCAAUUCCUACGAUCCUAGAGUCCAACAAAAUGCAGUUGGUGCUAUUCUCAACCUCACACAAUCAGAGAAAAUCCAACAGGUCCUAUGCAAGGAAGGAGCCCUACCAGUUCUUGCCUUGCUGCUGGAAUCUCCUGACUCAGAAGUGCAGUAUUACAGCUGUGCUGCCCUAAGCAACAUGGCAGCCAACAUUCAGCACCACGAAGCCAUGCUGAGAUCUGUGGACAAGGUUUCAAGCCAGGCAUGUGUUUGCCUAAGAAAUUUGGCUACCAGUGCGGACAUCCAGGCUGAGAUGGUUGCUGAGGACGUCCUGCCCAAGCUGCGCUCUCUCCUGGCAUCUGGCAGCGAGGAUGUGCGUCGCGCCUCCAUCGCUCUGCUCUGGAUACUGUCCCAGCACCCGCACAACCAGGACACUCUGGCAUGUGCCGAGCUACUACAGAGCCUGGGGAUGCUACUGUCAGCGCAUAAAACAGACCCUGUGAUUGUUGGUCAUACUGCUUGUAUCAUCAAAAACCUGAGCCUUUCCAAAAACAGACAGAGAAUCAUUGAGAGCCUAUGUGUUGAAGGUCUCCUCCAGACCAUGCUUUCUACUGACAUUCAGGAAGACUGUCUUCAUUGCGUGACAUCUUGCCUUGCUGAGCUGGCAAAGCAAGAAGGAGCCACGUUAUGCAUGGUCCAACGGAUGGAUGAACCCUUGACAAAGUGCUUGGUGAGGCUGGCUGGUCAACUGGAACAUACUGAGGCAUCCUUUCAAGCUGCCUCCAUCAUCCAGCACAUGACAGGUCACGAAAAAAUGAUGCUUUUGGUGAAGCGUCACAUUGGAGAGAUUCAGGCCUACCUCAAGAAUUUUCUUACCCACCAAGAGAUCCGCUUUCAGCAGCUGGGCAUCUCUACGUUCUGCAGACUGCGGGAAGAUCCAGAAUUUUCAUUAGCGUUCAGAAAAAGCCAAAUGGCCAAACUCCUUGAGCAAGUCCGUCAGCAAACAGAAGAAACUCAGGAGCUCCUUAGGGCAGCUAUUUGCCACGAAGCCAGUUAAUGUUUAAGCCGGAUGGCUUAUGAAAACUUACCAGAUCCAAGAGCCUGACCCUUCAGAGAAGGCAACUCUUUUCAUUGGUUCCUGUCGUUAAAGCUUCCCUGCGACCUGCAGUUUCAUCACGUAAGAGAGAUGUUCCGGUAACAAGAAUUGGAGCAGGUCAAAAGACAAUCCCUUGAACGCUUUGGCUGGCUGCUUGAGCGUGCUUGGGGACUACGGCUACAUUCCUCCCAACAGUUUGGAAAACACCUGUUAUGCUUGGGUAAUCUUCCAUGGUGUGUUCCUGGCUUCCUCAACGCCCCCUCCAAAAAACCAGCGCUGUAUUCGUGAGGUUUUAUUCAUGUAACGGGCCGAUUCUACUGAAGAGGCAUCUCUCGAGUAGGCAGGUUACUCUGCGUUCAUCUUUAUUUUGUUUCUGCUCCACGUCCCUUAUUUCAGAGCACGCUCCAGGGCCUCGACUUUAGAAAAGAAUAGAAUUAACACAGUAUAAAGGUAGCACGCUACUAACAGGUUACUACAGGAAGUAACUGCUAAGGGACAACUCGGAAAUUGCAAGAAGCUGGUAAGAAACAAGAAUAGGGCAAGCCUUAAGGCUGAUCCUUGCCUACGCUGUAGGCACUGCUCUCCAGCAGAAGAGCAAAGGCACACCGAGGCAGGUAAAUGUCGCAUAGAGCAUGUUCAGAAUAUAGCGGCUACCGUGAAAGAUUUGGGCGAGAUGUGUUUGAACACAGAAAUCUGUGUUCUGCAAAUGGUAAGUUAUUUCCAAAGGUACUUGCAACAGGGGAAAAAAGUGAACAUAUUUUGCAAAAUUAGGACCUGAUCUUCUAUUUUGAUAUUGAUAUUUCAUUGUAAAAGGAUUUAAAGAAAAAAAGCAGUAACAUGUUUAAAUUCAACUGAUUUUCUUACAUGUAUACAGGAUACCGAACAACCUCCCCUUCCCU
Molecule: messenger RNA, 2823 nt
Organism: Pygoscelis adeliae (Adelie penguin)
Lineage: Eukaryota; Metazoa; Chordata; Aves; Sphenisciformes; Spheniscidae
Product: vacuolar protein 8-like
Exons: 17
Coding region: 209-1885 (558 amino acids)
Biological process (GO): nucleus-vacuole junction assembly
Molecular function (GO): protein-membrane adaptor activity; protein binding
Source: RefSeq, a predicted model, not a curated record